Messenger RNA from Osmerus eperlanus (European smelt), 3801 nucleotides. It is a transcript of the gene esrp1, whose product is annotated as epithelial splicing regulatory protein 1. Bases 241 to 2553 code for a protein of 770 amino acids. Gene Ontology annotation, molecular function: mRNA binding. The transcript is spliced from 16 exons. Lineage: Eukaryota; Metazoa; Chordata; Actinopteri; Osmeriformes; Osmeridae. The record is from RefSeq and is a predicted model, not a curated record.
GCUCCAGGUAGCUGUGGACGGAGCAGGAACCUGCAGCCAUUACUCUGCUAUGAAGCUGCGCGAGCGUUUAGAUUUCUAACGCAAUCAAAAGCCACAUACCUGUAGUUGCUCAGCACACCUCUGCGCUUAGGUGUCUAGUCUAGGUGUGGGUGGCAUUCUGUAUCUUUCCAGGGUGCGUUUGUACUUUCUUUUAGUUCACUUUUCUUGUGAUUAGGGUAGUUUCUUGGUAUUUAUUGUAAAAUGACGGCACAGGUAGACUACCUGGUUUUGUUUUUCACGACCACAUCUGGCGCGAGCGGGGACCUGUUGGGAUCUGAUGAGAAGGAGAUCGUACAGCUGGUCUGGCAACUGGUGGAUCUCAAGAACCAAAAGUUGGGGAAGUUAAAUGAGGUGUUCAUAAACCCAGAGCUGUCGGAGCGGACAGCUGAGAGCGAGCCAGCGGAUGAAGCAUCUCUGGCCUGCCCCUCAGCAACCAACCUCGACAACGCUUUAAGACAGUUUCAUCUCAGAUUGACGAACGAAGUGAACAGCUCAGGCACGGGCACGUCGCUGUGUUUGUGUACCGACGGGCCGCUUCCCAUUCGCCAAGUCAUCCACCCCGAGGCUGCUGGCAAGAACCUUGUGCUUCCAGAGUGCUUCUUCUCUUUCUUCGACCUGCGGAAAGAAUUCAGGAAGCACUUCCCCUCGUCUGACGGGAAAGGCCUGGAUGUGCAGCUCAUGGCUGACUCUCUAGGUGUGAGUGUGGAGCCAGACGUGGACUCCAACGCUAUGCCGGCACAGCAGGUCCACAGCAUGGCCCUGCCGGCACAGCAGGUCCACAGCAUGGCCCUGCCGGCACAGCAGGUCCACAGCAUGGCCCUGCCGGCACAGCCGGUCCACAGCAUGGCCCUGCCGGCACAGCAGGUCCACAGCAUGGCCAUGGUGGUCCUCGCCCUGCUCUCAGAGCCCCUGUGUCACAAGUUCUGUAACCCAGAGAGGGUCAAUGACAAGUUUGAAACCGGCACUUGCAGUAAGAUGGAGCGUGUGUGUGAUAACACAGUGAUCAGGGCCAGGGGGUUACCAUGGCAAUCAUCUGACCAGGACAUCGCUCGCUUCUUCAGGGGCUUGAACAUGGCCAGAGGGGGCGCUGCUCUGUGUCUGAACGCACAGGGCCGGAGGAACGGAGAGGCUCUGGUGCGCUUCGUCAGCGAGGAGCACAGAGACCUGGCUCUGCAGAGACACAAACACCACAUGGGCAACAGAUACAUAGAGGUGUACAAAGCAACAGGCGAGGACUUCUUGAAAAUAGCCGGAGGUACCUCUAACGAGGCAGCAGUGUUCCUGUCUCGGGAGGCCCAGGUCAUCAUCAGGAUGCGAGGUCUCCCCUUCAGCGCCUCCCAUGAGCAGGUGUUGGCCUUCUUCUCCCAGGGCGGGGGUCCGGGGGAGGGCGAGGGUCCCGGGGAGGGCGAGGGUCCCGGGGAGGGCGAGGGUCCCGGGGAGGCGUGUGAGGUCAGCGGGGGGAGGGAGGGCAUCCUGUUUGUACGUUUCCCAGACGGACGCCCCACCGGCGACGCAUUCGUCCUGUUCUCCUGCGAGGAGCAUGCCCAGCGUGCCCUGAGGAAACACAAGGACAUCCUGGGGAAGAGAUACAUUGAACUGUUCAAGAGUACAGCUGCAGAGGUUCAGCAGGUGUUAAACAGGUACUCCUCUGCGCCCCUGAUCCCUGUUGCCCCUGCCCCUCUGGUGUCGAUGCUGCCCGCAGUGUCUCUCCUGCCCCCGCCUGGGGGGAUGAGGGACUGCGUGCGGCUGAGAGGGCUGCCCUACACCGCCAGCAUAGAGGACAUCCUCACAUUCCUGGGGGAGUUCACCCAGGACAUCAGACCUCAAGGAGUCCACAUGGUGCUCAACCAGCAGGGUCGUCCUUCUGGGGAUUGUUUCAUCCAGAUGGCGUCGGCAGAGCGUGCCUUCUGCGCCUCCCAGCGGCUCCACAAGCAGGUGAUGUGUGGUCCCGCGGGGCGUGGAGGAGCCUCCAGCCGCUACGUGGAGGUGUUCUCCUGCAGCGCCGAGGAGAUGGGCCUGGUGCUGAUGGGAGGCAGCCUGUCUCACACACACACACACACACGCAGCCGGACUGGGACAGGGCUCAGCCCACCGCCAUGUAAGUCCAGACGCUUGUCUCCUCCUACGUACGGCUUCACGCCAGCCCCGCCCAUCCUCUCAGCAGAGGCCUCUGCCCUCUACCCUCCCAUUGGUCAGAUGCUCCUGGGUCCCCGCCCCCUGCCCCCUGGACACGCCUACUACCCCGCCUCAGCACAGCUCUACAUGAACUACACUGCAUACUACCCCAGCCCCCCAGGCUCCCCCACCACGCUGGGGUUCUUCCCCCCACAGCUGUCUUCUCCGGGGGCCCUGGUACGCAUGCCCAGCCUGGCCUACAGCAGCGGCGUCAAGGACUUGAUCAGCGCUGUACAGGGAUACCAGUACGCUACUGAGGAGGGCCUUGUGCACGCUCACGUGCACGCUCACGACCCGGCACGGACUUUGCUAACACCCAAAGAGUGGGUGUGUAUAUAAGGGUUCCGAGGAAGGUGAAGAGCCUGGUGGAGUGUGUUCCUCUACGCGGGGGGGGUGUGCUCGCUCAGUCAGGCAGCGGUGACACUCUGCUGCCGCCUCUGGUGAAGCCGGCCGGCCGUGUCCCCUCUCGGCUGUGACCAGCUGCAGGACUACCACACCCAGCAACUCCUCAUGGAUUUUAGGCCAAAUCUAGAUUACAAAAAAUAUUUAGUUGUUAUUUAUAUGCUUGAAAAAAAAUGUAUUUUGUAUCAAAUGUAUGUGGCCCUAGCCAAAUAGCAGCUUUAUCUAUAUAUUGCACAGUGUGUAUUUUAAAAGCUUUGUAGAAAUGUUGUAUUAUAGUCACUAUAAUAUACAGUCACCACUAUACAGUCAGUCAAACAUUCGACAAGUAUGUAUUGAUCUAAAGUUUAGGUUUAGAUUCUAAACCUUCUAUCUUUGUGUGACUGUGAGAGAGAAACAGAGUGAAAGAGGGAGAGAGUGUGUCAGAGAAAGAGAGGGAGAGAGAGUGAUUGAGAGAGAGAGUGUCAGAGAGAGAGUGAGUGUGUCAGAGGGAGAGAGAGUGAGUGAGAGAGAAUGUCGCAGGCUAUCGUGCAUAUUUUAUAUCUUUUUACUGUUCAUCCUUCAAUUUUGUUUAUGUUAUACUUUUACCGGUUUAUGUUACAUUACACUGUUAUAUAUAUAAGAAGAUUGUAUUGAAAGCUUCUGUGCAUGAAGAACUUAGUAGUGCGCCUUUCAUAUGUUUACAGACAUGCCAAAUACAGAUGCACUGCUAACCAGCCAGAUUACCAACCUAGCCUCAAGUGCCUGUCUUACAAAAUAUAUGUAGCACUGUAGGGGUUGUUUAGCCAGUCAAAUGCCUAACUGAACAUACAGUCAUUAUACAUACAAGGAUUUCUAUCCUGUACUCGUACCAAACCCCACCCCUGUCUGAUGCCUGGGACAAACCACUGCGUUAGUGUGAUGCCCCUGUGACCCUGGGAGCACCAGCUCCUGGCCAGGGGCUCAGAUCACCUGCUGGGGUCUCACUAGUCUGGAGGGGCCUGUUCUCUCUACCCUAACCCUCCCCACGCCAGAGGACAGGGUGUUCAGCUGGGGGGAAGAAGAGAGGAGGGCUGAGACUUACCCAGGUUCUGACAGAGUUUCAGGCUGUCUGCAGUGGUGACUUACCCAGGUUCUGACAGAGUUUCAGGCUGUGCUGGAGAUGAUGUGUUACUGGAACCUGCUGUGACCAAUAAAGAACAUGUGAAG